Molecule: messenger RNA, 6061 nt
Organism: Frankliniella occidentalis (western flower thrips)
Lineage: Eukaryota; Metazoa; Arthropoda; Insecta; Thysanoptera; Thripidae
Gene: Akt
Product: RAC serine/threonine-protein kinase
Exons: 10
Coding region: 130-1722 (530 amino acids)
Biological process (GO): protein phosphorylation
Molecular function (GO): protein serine/threonine kinase activity; ATP binding
Source: RefSeq, a predicted model, not a curated record
UUUACCCGUUAGAAAACUGAAAUGCACUGCCAGAUAGGCCUUAACUGCAGUUUAAAACCUCCCUGUUAUUCUAGUUCAAUCAGCCUGUCCCUCUUGAGUUCCAAGGUUUGACAGCUUCAUCACAUUGCUAUGAGUGAACAGACUGCGGGCUUUUCGCCCGCUCCAUCAAGCUUAUCCCUCUCUGGCAAUGUCAUUAAGCAGGGCUGGCUUUAUAAAAGGGGAGAACACAUUAAAACUUGGCGACCAAGAUAUUUCCUGCUUCUGGACAAUGGUUCUCUGAUUGGUUUUAAAAAUAAACCAGAGAUUCCCUAUGGUGAUCCUUUGAACAAUUUUACUGUCAAAGGCUGUCAGAUUAUGAGUUUGGACAGACCAAAACCUUUUAUUUUUAUCAUCAGAGGACUUCAGCUAACUACUGUUAUUGAGAGGACAUUUCAUGCUGAAAGUGAUGCUGACAGAGAGGAAUGGAUAGCAGCAAUCAAAGCUGUAUCUGACAACUUGGCUGAUAGUCAGGAUGUAGAAAUGAUGGAAAGAGCUGGUUCCAUCAACAGUGUUGAUUCCAGUCUUGAUGGUUCAGCAAUUAAUGAAUUGUCUGAGCUAUUUUCAGUUCAGGGUACUUCUAGCAGUAAUCGUUCUGGUAGAAAGAAAGUGACCUUAGAAAACUUUGAGUUUCUGAAAGUAUUGGGCAAGGGCACUUUUGGAAAAGUAAUUUUAUGCCGAGAGAAAGCAACUGGACAUCUCUAUGCCAUUAAAAUUUUGAAAAAAGAGGUCAUUAUUAAAAAAGAUGAAGUUGCUCAUACUUUGACCGAAAAUCGGGUCUUGAGAACCACAAGCCACCCUUUUCUUAUUAGCCUGAAGUACUCUUUCCAAACAGCUGACAGACUUUGUUUUGUUAUGGAGUAUGUGAAUGGUGGAGAACUUUUCUUUCACCUCUCCAGAGAAAGAGUGUUUUCAGAGGACAGAACCAGGUUUUAUGGAGCUGAAAUAAUAUCAGCCCUGGGAUACCUUCACAGUGAAGGAAUAAUUUAUAGAGACUUAAAACUUGAAAAUCUGUUAUUGGAUAAAGAUGGCCACAUUAAGAUAGCAGAUUUUGGCUUAUGUAAAGAGGACAUAACUUAUGGAAGAACAACAAAGACCUUUUGUGGGACUCCAGAAUACUUAGCACCAGAGGUUCUGGAUGAUAAUGACUAUGGCAGAGCUGUUGAUUGGUGGGGUGUUGGAGUAGUCAUGUAUGAAAUGAUGUGUGGUCGUCUUCCUUUCUACAACAGGGACCAUGAUGUCUUAUUUACUCUCAUUCUAGUUGAAGAAGUGAGAUUUCCAAAGAACAUAUCAUCUGAUGCCAAGGACAUGCUGACAGGCCUUCUUAUGAAGGAUCCUACAAAGCGACUUGGUGGUGGUCCUGAAGAUGCACAAGAGAUAAUGGCUCAUCCUUUCUUCAGCUGUAUAAAUUGGUCAGACCUCCAAGCUAAGAGGCUAACACCGCCAUUCAAGCCGCAAGUAACAUCAGACACAGACACAAGAUACUUUGAUUCAGAGUUUACUGGGGAAUCAGUAGAGUUGACGCCACCUGAGAAUGCUGGUCCCCUGAACUCUAUUGCUGAAGAAUUGGAAAACAAUCAACCUUAUUUUCCACAGUUUAGCUAUCAGGAUGUCAGUAGUUCAACUUUAGGAAGUACAAUCUCAGCUUCAAACUCCUCCCUAGCAAUUCAGAACGCUGUUGAAUAAACUACAACGUAAGUGUUAAAAAAUUCAAAUUGAAUAUAAAACAAAACACACAACUUCAAUUACACUCAGCCACAAGGUUCCUAUGUGAUUUACAGUGACUGAAGUGCAACUAAAGCACAGUUUUAUGUGUGAAAAGAUUCUGAGAGGUUGUGUGAUUGUGAUGAAAUAAUUGUUACUUCUGCAAUGCAUUUGUGCCAUAUGUGCACAUUGAGUUUUCUCAACUCUCCAUUGUAUAGAAGUGCUGUUCAUGUCUGUAUUUUUAUUGGUUUUAAGUUAUCCUCUCUUUUUUCUUUCUUUCUUUUUUUUUUUUCAUCUACAAGGGUCUGAUAUUUAGAACCAUUUAAAAGAUGGACACUGCUCUGACUCUGACUACUCAUACAAUCCAUUUGUUUGGUUUUCAAAGGACUGUCAAUAAGUGUACAGAGCCAUGUUUUGGGGGCUCUACCAUGGCUCUAAUAUCCUCUUUACAUUCCUUUCCAUGCAAUAAUGUGAAUCUUCCAAACGUUCUUCAAUCCUUUCAAGCAUUUUUAGAUUUCUAACGCUGUUAUCAGGUUGGAGCCGUGUAUCAUGUAGAUACCUACUUCAGUUCCUGAUUGAUUAUCUCUUCUGAAACUCUUUUAACCUAUGUUCCCCAAAACCCAGUCAUGCUUCAGUGCUAGGAAGAAAUGAUUUUAUUCUCUCUCAGUACUGAUCUUAGGAAAAGUUUGCUGAACUCAGGUAAAAACUGACACCCUUGUAUACUGUGAUAAGACGGAAGUCUGUAGUUUGUUUCUUUUGUUAAAGAAAAAAAUGCAAUCUAUUAAGUUGGUCAACUUAGGUUUUGAGGCAAGUUUUCUCGUAUUAUGUAAGAUUAACAUGAGUGACAGCAUUUCAGUCUCGGAGUGACGUAAUUCCAUCAGGUGAAGCAAGGGGAACUUCUUAACCGAAAGAGCUUCAGAAGUUUGUAUUUUUAUUGUGUGUAAAUAGAAGCUCAAAAUUCAAACUUUUUAGAUUGUUAAAAAAAAAAAAGAAAAAAAAGAUUUUUCAAUGUUUUGCUUGUAUCAGACCCGUUUUUUGAUAUCAACUAUUGAAAAUAUUGUGCCUACUAUACAUAUAUAUUAUUAUUUUUUACUUCCCUUGUUUAAUUGGACCAAAACAGGGAAUCAAAAUUAACAACCAGGUAAUAGUAGACACCAUUAUUAUUUGUGAAUGCUUUAUAUAAAUAAAAUAGCUUGCUUUUAAUAUCUUAACUUUCGUUUGUAUCUGUUUUUGCAGAUUUGUUUGGGUAGAGGAUAACUUUCAUUGUAAUUAUGCAAACCACUGCAUGUUAGUCUUUUGUCUUAUUUUGUUAAAACCAUGUAAACAUGCGAGGUAUUGUUAAGCUGGGACCAGAGAGGUCUCCGUAACUUUUCAGAGAUGAAGUUUUCAUCCCUGGUGGAAAACAUUGUUCCAGACUGCAGCAACUUUUAGGGAUGAACAAAAUCCUCUGCUUGCUAAUGAAUUAUACUCUGUAUAUUGGUGCUUUAAGAAAUGUAGCAGUUUACAGUACUUAAUGAUGAUAGAUCCAUGAACUUAGCAAACAUUGAAAUGUUAAAUUUAUGGCUAUUAUUUUCCUUCGGGCAGUUUGGAGUCUUAGACUCUGGUUGUCAAAUAGUGUCAGUAUCACAUUAAAAGUGACUUUCUUUUAUAUUUUACCUUAGAGCAUGUUGAAUAUGCAGUGACAUUCCCUUUAGGGUAAAGAGCAUUUCAAAUGUUUAUAAAAGACUGUCUUAUUUGUCCGAGAGAGAGAGAGAGAGAAAGACAGAUAUUAUGCAGCAUCUUCCUGUCAAUCUGUUCUGUUGCUUUUUUUGAUUUCAAAGUAGCGGACUACUUGGCAAUUUAUUUAAAUGCGAUGUGCUCAUGGAUGUAUUUUUGUAGUUGUUCAAAUUUGUAAACCUAUGCAUUUUGACACCUGGCACCUAGAACCUAACAGAUUUUAUGAAAAUGAAUCAGUUGAUACUUUUAUAAUUAAUUGUUGUUGUUAUUGUUACUAUUUAAAAUUUCAUUUCUCAAAAAACUGGUCAUCUUGUUGAUUUAGAUAUAUUUGCUUAAAAAUUCACUCAGUGCUUGUUAUUUUUCUGGAAGUACUUUGUGCAUGUGUGCCUUCAUCCUGUACUUUCUAUUAGUGUUUGUUAUGAAAAUUAACGUGAGUACCCUUAAUGAAUCUUUGUCUUCUUGUAAUUGGGAAUGUUUCCCAUUGUGUAUCUUCAUGCUGGCUUUGGUGCUCUUUGUUUCAUUUGAGAGUCAAACUUUCAUAGUAUAAAAAAAGAGGUGAAAAUCGGGAAUCAGGACGUCACAUGCCACAUUUAUGCACAGUUCAGAAAUCAACCUCUUUUUGAAAUAGAAGUUCUUAUUGAAAUUGAUGAUGUUGAUGGUUAAUUGUUUCUGUGCGCUUAUUUUGAAGUAGGUGAAGAGGUACUUUUAAAUUGAAUCAUGCUUGUAUCUCCGAUUUGGCAGCAUAGUCUCGGUACAUAUUGCUUUGACAGAUUGCAUUCAAUUGUAUGUAAUUGGAUUCUUUUGGUGUUCAUGACAUGAAUAUGCAGUUUUGUCUGAGUCUACAUCUGAAAAGGAAAUGUAUCAGGAGCUUCCUUAUUGCUUGUACUAUAACAUUCAACUUUAUAGAAAGGUUUAUGAUAAUUCAUAUUUAUGAAUGACAUAGCCACCUUGUCUUGUGUCCGUCAAGAUAUGCAUCUGUUCCUGAAUCUCUUGUCACAUUUCUAUGAUUGAAAAUCAAGAGUUUUAUAUUAUCUUUAUUUUAAUAAACACAGGGAAGUGGCUAGUUUUGAUAUUUUUCUACUUGGGAAAGUAGUUUAAGAGCAUGGCCUCUGAAAGAUUUCCACCUCCUCUUGUUGUUCUGUACUACUAUUGAUAUUUAAUUUGUAUUUGUGGUGAUGUAGUUUUGAAGCUUUUAAUUAUUGCUGUUUUGUGGUCUAGUCUCAUCAACUUCUAUAUGUAAUUUUCAUUAUACUUUUUUUUCAGUAAUUACUUAUUAUGAAUUUGUUUUAAUUUUGAUCCACCAUAUAUUGUAAUCCAAUGAAAUUAUGUGAUUAAAGAAAGGUAACUGCUAACAAACUUUUAAUUAAAUGCCGUUUGCGACCUACUGACAGCUGGAAGAGCUGCCACUUUGCAUAAUUUGAUAGUUUUCUGGGGUCUAUUCACUUUGUUACUAUUUGUAGAGUUCAAUUUUUCAUUUUGUUUGCAAUUUCUGCAGAUAGUGAUGUUACUGGCAGGUAGAGACUUUGUAAAAGCCUCAGUAGGUCUUUUUUAUUAAUGAGAAAUGCAAAGAACACAUGCUGCUCUACUGAUAUUCUAUUCCAUAUUUGUUUGGUAAAUCUUCAUCCGUUAUAAAUUGACAAGCACAGCCGAAUGAAGACUUCCUAUAUACUGCAUUAGUACAUCUUUGACUGUAAUACUCCUUCAAAAGAAAGUUGAUAGUACAAUGUAUUUUUCUUUUCUUCUGCUGGACGCUGUGUGUACUUUGAUUGCUCCAUUUAUAGUAAACUGUGAGUUGAAUGGGCUCCUACAAUUUUGUGUAUCAUGCAGGAGUCCUAAUUACAAUUUACUUGCAUUAGCAGAAAAAGAAAACAAAUGACAAAACAAAUUAGAAAAUACUUUAAAUCAUUGUGGAACUCCUGAAAUUUAUUUAAUCUGAAAAUUGCCAUAUCAGCGUUUUUGAUGUUGUGUAUUUAUUUGCUUUUCACUACUUACUGGUAUCUCUAAUUCUAGUUACCUAAAACAAUUUCAUUUUGAAAAUAAUGCAUGACAUUUUUUUUGUUCAAUGAGAGUGAAAUGCUUUCCAAUAACUGUGCUUGUUUCAAUUGGUUUUUUGUUUGACUUCAACGCAUCUCCAUGUACAUAUUAAAUUGACUCUUGGGAUAGCCAAAUGAUUUUUAUGCUCAAUCAAGGUAGGCAUUGGCUGUUUGAUAACUUCUUUGCCACAUUCGUUAUAAAACAUAGAAGUGAAGGCAUUAAUUCAAAGUGCUCCCAAGUUCUGAUGUAGUACAUAGUGGUGGUUGAUUCAAAUUGAUUUUAUUUUUAAAAUGGACCAAAGUAACUGAACUGAUUCGUAGAGAAAGAAAUUUGGGAAGAACUUGUCUCAGUAUUUCUUGUCCUUUGUCACGCAUGUCUCUAAAAUGUUCUGAAACAUUUAACUCGGUAAUUUUUUUUUAUGGCUCAUUUUUCUGCUUUAUGGUGUUUUUGAUGUGUCACGACUUGUGAGCUGGCAUUAUCUGCAUGUUCUCUAAGGUACAUCAAGAAGUACCUAUAUUUGUAGAUAGUGUGUAGAAUGUGAUAAGAUUGUGAUUAAAUUUAAAUGAUGUGA